Penicillium atrosanguineum is the source of this 1635-nucleotide messenger RNA. RefSeq lists its product as uncharacterized. The record is from RefSeq and is a predicted model, not a curated record. Bases 1 to 1635 code for a protein of 544 amino acids. NCBI's taxonomy places the organism in Eukaryota, Fungi, Ascomycota, Eurotiomycetes, Eurotiales, Aspergillaceae. The transcript has 9 exons. Gene Ontology annotation, molecular function: transmembrane transporter activity. Gene Ontology annotation, biological process: transmembrane transport.
AUGCCGAGCAAGGGAACAACGGCCGAAAGGCCGCAUCUUGUGCAAAGCCAUGCUCAUGAAGGCGAUAUUCCCGGGACGGUGGAUCUGAGUGCGAUUGAGGGCGAUGACACGGCAUAUGGCCAAGCGCUGUACCCUGUUCCGGCCGAGGAUCCCAACGACCCUCUUCAAUGGCCUAUCUGGAAGAAGAAUAUCAUACUCCUUAUUGUCGCAUUUUACUCUUUUCUCGGGAACAGUUCCUUGACUGGGCCAUCGGUCUACAUUAGCUUAUACAGCAAAGAGUUCGAAAUCUCGCCGGCUAUAGCUUCUGGAUUGAUCUCUUAUCCGAAUUUGGCAUUUGGCUUUGGGUCGCUUCUCCUUGUACCCCUUUACUUGAAGAUCGGGCGACGUCCGGUGACCCUUUUGUCAAUGUCUGUGUUUGUCGCUGGCUUGAUUGGUGCCUCGAGGGCUACGAGCUAUACCGGCCUAAUGGUUGCCCGUGUUUUUCAUGGAUUCGGCAGCGGCGUCUGCGAAAGUCUGCCUGUGCAGCUUGUCAACGACGUCUUUUAUAUCCACGAGCGCGGAAAGAAAUUAGGCUACUACACCUUGUGUCUUUGUUUGGGAUCAACAGGUCCUCUGUACGCUGGAUAUAUGCUGGCAGGAGGUUACUCUUGGCGACUCUUCUUCUACGUUGAAGCAGCAUUUGCUGCCGGUCUUCUAAUCGCAGCAUUUUUCUUCGUCGAGGAAUCUACCUAUCACCGCUCUGGGCAUUUGUCGCGAACGAACACAUCAUCGCAGUCGCUCAAAGCAGAUCAGACAGAGGAAAAAGAAAAAGAACCAACAGAGCUUGAGGAUGUCUCAUCUGUAUUGGUGCCUCGGAGAAAGAGUUUCUUGUCUACUCUCAAGCCAUGGAGUGCUAUCGACCCGGAGCCCGAUUUCUUCAUGACUAUCGCCCGGUCAUUCACAUACUUCCUGGUCCCUGCUGUGUUUUGGGUCAUCACUACCUAUGGACUAUACAUUGGCCUCGGCGCCCUAGCAUUCAACUACACAUUCCCAAUCAAAAUCACCGAGCCCCCCUAUAACUGGAGCGAGACAAACUCCGGUCUCAUAGCAGUCGCCUCCUUCAUCGGCUACCUCCUUGCCCUCCCAUUCACCUCGACUUCUGACCGACUAGCCGCCUACCGCACAAAACGCAACAACGGAAUCCGCGAAGCCGAAAUGCGUCUCCCAGCCCUCUUCCCAGCACUUCUCCUCGCCCCGGCUGGACUGGUAGUCUACGGCUUCACGGCCCAGCGCGAUCUCCACUGGAUCGGAUAUUUCGCCGGGGUCGUCAUGGACCAGUUCGGGUCAUACUUUUAUUUUACCUUUACGCUUGCGUAUGCGGUGGACUCAUACUAUGCGAACACGUCUGAGAUGCUAAUUGCCAUGAAUCUGGGCAAACAGGCUAUCUCAUUUGGCAUGGGCUCAUAUCUACUGGAUUGGAUCUUGACGAGGGGAUAUGCAGUUGUUAUCGCGGGAAUAUUUGGGGGUGUGCUACUGGCAAAUAACCUGGCGGUCAUUGUGUUUGUUCUUUUUGGAAAAAGGAUUCGGAGGUAUACGGCCAGAUCCUGGCUGGGGAGGCUUCAUCAGAGGUCUGCUACGCGGGAUAUGACGCAUUGA